AUGCAGCUGUUAAAACUGUUGAUACUGUUAUUCCUGUCUUUGAAGUUCAACUCUCAUGUCUUUGGUUACCCUCUCAUGACAGUGGGCAGCGAGAUAACCCAUGCUUCUCUGGGUGGUCUGGGCCGAGGCGCAGACGAAAUUACCGAUGCUGCAACCUUUGUAAAGCCUGGACUGCAGGGCGAUCAUGCCCUGAGUUCUUCAGCUUUGAGUACAGGGACUGGAAAGCAAAUUCCAGAAGUUACUGACUCACUUUUCGAUGGAAGGCAAGGUCAAACGUCAAGGGACGCAUCAUUUUUUGAAAAUCCGACGCCUGUCACAGACAAGCCUACCGCGGAUAUCUUUUUUCGCAAACCCACACUUCCUUAUAAACCCCCCACUUACAAGCAAGCAGUCAGCGGUCAAGUACUUCAUAGUAGACUUAAACCUGAGCAAAUUGACAAACUUCAACCCGAAGAACUUGUAGAAUACUUAUCAAAUUUCAACCCAGAAGUCAAAGCUAGUAGAGAGGUUUGGCGGAACGCAGACCAAGAAGUCAAAGACGCUGAACUUGAACUUUCUAAUGCUGCUUGGACCGAAUUCCAAGUGAGACAUCCUGUUCCCGGAAAAAAUCUUGACGACCUAUUGAAAGAAGCAAGAGAGGCAGAAGCCACUGGCAUAGUGAAGAUUCCGGAGAAUGCAAAGGCGGAUAUCGAAAGUCACAGAGCUGAAAUGAGACGAAUCGCACCGAGCUCUGCAAAGGAUGAGACUCUUGACAAGGUUUUCGUCAGAAGACUUGCAGAAUAUUACGGAAUAUCAACAAGAAAAGUAGACAUUGCCAUCCAGGAUGCGAAAGAAGCGAAAGAUGAUGCUAUCAUGUUAGCUGAAAUGCGUAAAACAAGUGGCUAUCCACUCAUGGACAGGAUGAAAAUAUAUUCUCAAAAACUCGCAGCCUCUAUCCAAAAAUUCACCGCCAAAUUCAGCUUCAAAUGGCCAUGGCGAAGGUCUGCUGCUCCCAAUACUCAGAAUCAGCCUUUUCGUUUGAGUCAGGACCAGCGAGCAGCUUUACGGCAAGGGCUUCGUCGUAACAGAAAUUCGCAGUAG
Melampsora larici-populina 98AG31 is the source of this 1080-nucleotide messenger RNA. RefSeq lists its product as uncharacterized. The transcript is spliced from 4 exons. Bases 1 to 1080 code for a protein of 359 amino acids. The record is from RefSeq and is a predicted model, not a curated record. Lineage: Eukaryota; Fungi; Basidiomycota; Pucciniomycetes; Pucciniales; Melampsoraceae.